Exophiala dermatitidis NIH/UT8656 is the source of this 1584-nucleotide messenger RNA. RefSeq lists its product as uncharacterized. The coding region runs from base 1 to 1584 and encodes 527 amino acids. The record is from RefSeq and is a predicted model, not a curated record. The transcript has a single exon. NCBI's taxonomy places the organism in Eukaryota, Fungi, Ascomycota, Eurotiomycetes, Chaetothyriales, Herpotrichiellaceae.
AUGGUCGUGUACCUUGCCCCAGGCCCGUCCAUCAUCACCGGCCCGAGCAGACGCCAUCACCACCAUCAUGAUGGAACCACCAUUACUACAACACCCUCUGCUGCUGCAGCUUCAGCUGUCUCUACAUUCCUACAAAAAUCACUUUCUCCCACCACCUGGCUCGUCAUCAUUAACUACCGGCUUUCAGGGUCAUCAUCGUCGGAGGACAAUGACAACGAAAAAGGGUCCAAGUUUCAAUUCCCCAUUCCCAUCCACGACGUAACGACGGCAUUUGACCAUCUCACAUCCGCCUCGCCGACGUUACCAUGGAACAAUCGCGAUCAGCAAGACCGAGAAGAUGGCCCUGGAUUGCCACCGGCACCGCCGAGAAUAUGUCUUUUAGGAAGCCACAUCGGCGGCGCGCUGGCGACUAUGCUGGCCCUGACAGAACCGAAUCGUGUCCACGCCCUGGCGGCACUGGAGCCCAUGGUCGACUGGGUCGGGUUGGACGAGUUGGUGAAGGAACAGCAACAACAGCAACAACAACAGCAGCAACAACAACAGCAACAACAGCAACAGCAACAGCAGCAAAUUCCCUCUGCGGAGUCGAGUCAAAAGAAGAGAAUUACUAGUACCCACCAUUCGCACAGAACCGCCGCCCUCGUCGCCGCGGCAGCAGAAAAGCUGAUCGAAUUGCGUGGAAGACUGUUCGAUUCGCCAUCGGCGUAUUUCGACCCGUUUGCUUCGCCGCUGUUGUUUCUACGUGCUCCGGGGAGGGAUACACCGACGCCGUCAUGGACACAGUCCUCAACAAGCUCGGCGUUAGGUCAGGAGAUCAUGGGCCUCGACGACCACCAGCAGCAGGAUGGAGAUGGGAAUGGCGCUUUAAAUGAUCCAACUACCUCAUCUGAUAGUGAAGCUGGAGAACCAGUGACUACUCCACCACCACCACCACCACGACGUCGCAAAGUCCUUCGCCGCUGGCCGGCCGUUGGAAAUCCCGACUCGGUCCUUCUCCCACACGUCAAAGUCUUUGUUCAUGCGCCGGCGCCUCAACCUUCUUCUCCUUCUUCUCCUUUUCCUGGAUCUACCACGACCGGCGGAAAAAGAGUGCAUAUGAAAUAUUACACGGGAAUUGGGACUGCCACUGCCACUGACGACCACGACGGUAACAACAACAACAACGACGACGCAGAUCGAGAUACAGAGUUACAACUAGGUCUAAUAGCCCUGAAGCGCGCCCAAGGCACCGAGCUCGUCCAAUUCAUGCGCAGAGCCUGUUUUCUAGGUCGAGACAAGAGUCUCGCGGAGGAGAGGGUUGUGUUGCACCAAUUUGAACAACGACUACAACGACUACAACGACUACAUCGAUUACAACAACAACAACAACCGCUCGAGUCCCAGAACGACACUAACGGCGCCUUGAAGGGCCUGGAUGGAUAUAACAACGGCGACCAUGACCAUGCCCAAGAGCAAAUGCAAAAGCAAAAAACAGUUCCUGAUUCGUCCCACACCAACAACAACAACAAAGACCCAACCCUGGACUUGGAUCUGCACAAAGCUGCCCUGCACUGGAUCGAGGAUAUGUUCCAACACGGGGACUGA